CUCACACCACCUGUUAGUGCAGACCUGUAAGACUUGGAAUCCACUUGUUUAUGAGGGACUCUUUCAUACUCACGCAAUCGGAGCUCUAUGACGGUGCGUAAAGGAAAGAAACUCACCAUCUCCAUCCAGGAACACAUGGCCAUUGACGUCUGCCCGGGCCCGAUCCGACCAAUCAGACAGAUCUCUGCCUACUUUCCUCGACUGUCCCCGACUGGAGAGCCGAUCUCCCCACACCCUACUGCCUCUCCGGUGAACCUCAGUCCUGGGCUUGGGGCUUCUGGAGCUGGGAGCAGCAGCACACUCCUCUCCCCUCUGCAGGCCGGGGCCAGGGGUGGUGGUGGAACACUGUCAUUGUCCAGUAGUGUGGACACAUCAGUGGACAUCAACACCUCUGACAGUGAUGACUGCACGGCUCUUGGGACAUUAGAGUUUGAACUGUGGUAUGAGAGAGCAACCAGCUCCCUUCACUGCACCAUCCUCAGAGCCAAGGGUUUGAAGCCUAUGGAUUUCAAUGGUUUAGCAGAUCCAUAUGUUAAAAUUCAUCUCCUGCCUGGAGCGAGUAAGGCGAAUAAGUUGAAAACCAAAACUGUACGGAAUUCUCUAAAUCCUGUCUGGAAUGAGACUCUAACUUACAUUGGAAUCACUGAAGAAGACAUGCACAGAAAGACCCUGAGGUUAUCAGUAUGUGAUGAAGACAAGCUGACUCAUAACGAAUUUAUUGGUGAGUCGCGGGUGGCUCUGAGGCGUGUGAAACCAGACCAGACAAAACGCUUCUACACCUGCUUAGAGCAUCCACCCCCUCUUCCCUCUCCAACAGCAAUGGGAGCAGCAUUGCGAGGGAUCUCCUGUUAUCUCAGAGAGUGGGAGCACGAGCAGCUGCACAGUCUGGAGGAAAGAGGCCGUCUGCUACUGUCGCUCCAGUUCCUGCCUCCGUCUGUAGAGGGAGAUGGAGAGGCCCGAAAGGGAGGUCUGUAUGUCGGUGUACAACGCUGUGCUCACCUCGCCGCCAUGGAUGUCAAUGGCUUCUCCGAUCCCUACGUCAAAACAUACCUGAAGCCUGAUGUUCAAAAGAAAUCAAAACAUAAAACAGCGGUGAUUAAAAAGACCCUUAACCCAGAAUUUAACGAGGAGUUCUUUUAUGAGAUCUCUCUCACAGAACUGGUCAGUAAGACGUUGGAAGUCACUGUAUGGGACUAUGACCUGGGUCGGUCCAAUGAUUUUAUAGGUGGAGUGUGUCUGAGCUGUCACUCGCAGGGAGAUGCUCUACGCCAUUGGAUGGACUGUCUGAGGAAUAAAGGACAGAGGGUGGAGCGAUGGCACGUCCUGACCAAUGAACUUCCUCAGAGCUCUUGCCAUGAGUGAGGAUCUCACAGGAAACGUCAGUGAUAACCUAAUGCUGCAUGGAGUUCUAGAUGAACACAGAGUGCAUUCGAACACUUCAGACUUUGUGCACUAUAUGCUGUAUGUGUUCAUCAUAUACAUAGUCAAUGCAUGAUUGAUAUUAUGACCGGCACAAAUACUGUAUUACUUGAACACACCUUGCUCGUUAUCAGGAGAGUUUGAGGGAUGGACUGUCAAGUCAGUUGCCUUUUGAUUCCAUGUUACUUGCUGGACCUUACCUAUCAGUCUCUCCUUAUCCUUGCUGCAUGUUUUAUACACAUUUUUAUAGCAACAAAAAAGCAAAUAUCUAACCCUCUCUGAAUCCCAUGUAGCAUAUCCUUCUAAUUGGUUAUAGAAAAAAAUUUAUUUUACAGUCAACACUUUGAUAACAUGUGCCCAGGACAGACAUGCACUACAUUAACAGCAUGUAGGGAUACAAACAAGGUGCCUGUAGUAAAAUUAAUAUCUUCUCAAUUUACACUGAGAAGGAUAACAUUUCUCACUAAUAUUUUUGGACAAUGAAUGUAUCAAAUUGACAUCAGGACUGUUACUCACAGACCAAAAAAAAAAACUGGAGUGGUAUCUAGUCCUAAAUUAGCCUUCCUUCUUUCAGAUCCCUUGUAAAUAUUGGCACCCUCAUAUAAACACAACCAACCAUCUGUUUUGUAGCAUGAGGAAAUGUUUACAGCAUUAUAAAGCAUGCCCCAAUGAUGUUUUUCCAGGGCUGUAAUUCUUGUAAUUUUGAAGUCCCAUUUGCUAAUGUAAUUUAUAUGGAUUUUUUUCCAGACAUGCUCUGAUAUUCACAUCGAAUCAUUUCUAAAGAUUUGGAUUGAUUUGUUUAUGUGUGGUGUGCA
Molecule: messenger RNA, 2234 nt
Organism: Tachysurus vachellii
Lineage: Eukaryota; Metazoa; Chordata; Actinopteri; Siluriformes; Bagridae
Gene: doc2a
Product: double C2-like domains, alpha
Exons: 11
Coding region: 88-1362 (424 amino acids)
Cellular component (GO): membrane
Source: RefSeq, a predicted model, not a curated record